Gadus morhua (Atlantic cod) is the source of this 1592-nucleotide messenger RNA. Its product is annotated as tumor necrosis factor receptor superfamily member 14. Gene Ontology annotation, biological process: positive regulation of peptidyl-tyrosine phosphorylation; negative regulation of alpha-beta T cell proliferation; positive regulation of cytokine production involved in immune response. The transcript has 4 exons. NCBI's taxonomy places the organism in Eukaryota, Metazoa, Chordata, Actinopteri, Gadiformes, Gadidae. Gene Ontology annotation, cellular component: external side of plasma membrane. Gene Ontology annotation, molecular function: protein binding. The record is from RefSeq and is a predicted model, not a curated record. The coding region runs from base 425 to 862 and encodes 145 amino acids.
GUCGGAGAACCCGAAGCGGCCGUUUGAGAUUCAUAAUAUCGUCUGGAGGCUCACACAGCUUUUGGCCGUGAUAAUAUAUAUCAUAUGAUAUAGAUAUCUAUGUAUAAUAUGAUAUUAUUUAGAUAGAGAGCUCCAGGACUGUAAGGCAAGUUAGAGUCGCAGUUCUGAUAAAUUAAAUGUAGAAAAAUACAAACUUAAGCUAUGGGGGGGGCCUCUCCCAACCACUAAGCACACAUAAAGCUGUUGGAAGGCCGCACUGGGUCACAAGAAGCGCAACGUCUGUCACCUCCCUGCACCCGCCCAUUCCCCAACAGCGCCAUGGAGCAGGAGGUAGGCAGCACAGCAACUGGCACCGGCAACCAUCUGCUUGCUACCCCUGGAGUCAGCCUGCUGCAGGCUGCCCAGGCCAUCCUCCAGGUGGAAGAUGGGGAAAGGCCCUGGGAUGUCGCCCUGGGAGAGCGUGGCCUACCGAGGGCUUUUCCAAGUCCUCCGAGAACAAGGUCUGGUAGCAGAACGGGAGUGCACCAGCGAACAGGACUCAGCCUGCACCGUAUUGGAUGGCUUCUACUGCCAGGAGCCCAACCAGGAAUCAGGCUGCACUCUGGCUCAGAAACACACCCAGUGUAAUGGUGUCCAGAUGACUAAAUUACCUGGAACCAGGGGCACUGACACGGUCUGUGAGGACUGCAAGACUGGGUAUUAUUCUACAGGUGGUAAUAAAUGUACAGAAUGGAAAAGCUGCGGGAAUGGAAAGGUGCUGCAAAAGGGAAGCCAAACCAAAGACGCGGUCUGCAACACAGCCCCAAGAAGACAUCACUAUGUUGUAAUAGUAUCAGUGCUGCUGCUGUUGUUGCCUGGUUAGUUAAAGGAGAAAUCAGGUGUAAAAUGGAUCUGGGAUAUGUUUGGUAUGAUAACGAGUUGGAAUGCUCGUUUGGGAGCAAAAAAGCGCAUAUAGACGUAUUCUUAAGUUGGCUGUUUUUAGCAGAUUCUACCAAAACGCUAUAAACUUGGAACGAUAGGGGCAUGUCUCAUGGUAAAAACUAAAUCGCUAUUUUAAACCACUUCCAAGGCUAGAAGUAGCCCGACACUUCUUUGGUAGUAUAAUAAGGGUCUUAACAUGUAAAACAAGGCUUGAUUACUUUGUAAGUGUACAGAUUGUUUAUUAAAAAGGAUGGGUAGAUUGGCGAACACAGAGCUUGUGACAUCCGUCAACAACACGCAAGCUCUGUGUUCGCUAGGGGUGUAACGGUACACGUAUUUGUACCGAACCGUCACAGUACAGGCACUUCGGUGCGGUUAGAGGUAUACCGCGAUACGUAAAUGUGGCGUACAUAGCGUUAAUAUGGCGAAUGCAAAGGCUUGUUUUGCGAUGCAGAAUUUAAAACUUGAAGUAGGAGUUCCACACGGACCGUUUAGCCCAAGUAUACUACUCCAACUCUGUAAUCCGACUCCGUAACUACGGAGACCCCUCAGCAGCUCUCUGUUGGGAUGUCGAAUAUGCAAUGCAAUUCACCGCCCGAUCUAUCUUAUAUGUUGACUACAAACCAUGUAAGCAAUGUUGUAAAUAAACUUCCAAAGCUUUUCAAAUCUUA